AAUCAGUAUUGCUCGAAAAACCGUCAGCAGCAGUGAUACAGACAUAUUAUCAUAAUUCGCUGUCAACUCUCGUUGAUAUUAUAUUACAUUUUAGUAUUUCAUCCGUUCUACACGCAACAACAAUAUGGUCGCCUGCAAAGUGAUUGUGGCCGUCGCCGUCGUGUUCGUAGCCGUUGUUCAAAUCCAAGGUAGACCCGGCUCCGACACCGACUGGAGUAUACCGUUCGAAGAAGAACUCAAAAACAUGACAAAACAAAUCGCCAGUUUUGUCAACGUCGAUAACUCCGAGUACGCCACCGCUGCCAAGAACAAUCUGAACACAUUCGUCGACGGUUUCAAGUCUGAACUUGCUGUUUUCACCAAAUCGUUUGAAGGAAAAGCUAGCGUGUCCGACAUGUUCAAGGAAUCCACCAAGCAAUUCCAAACGACCAUCGACAAUUACGUCAAGAACUUGCCCAAGGAAGUCAGCUUGAAGGACUUCAACGAAAAAGCAGAACAGGCACUUAAGCACAUGGUCGAAUAUGGUACUGAGAUCACCAAGAAAGCCCAAGGAAACACCGAAGUUGAGAAGCAAAUCAAGGACUUCAUAAAGAAAAACAUCGACCUUCUCAUGGAACAAACCAAAGCCGUACAGGCUAAAAUCGUCGAUGGUAAGAAAGCUUAAGAUGAACAAGGCUGAGGGACGUUGUAUCAGCUAUGUCAACCGAAACACGAUAGCUGACAGUUAAUUUAUUGCUUUUCAAUUUUAUUAUAAUAUCAUAAUUUAUUUCACCUUUAUAAAAAUCAAAUAUUAAAUUUAACAGUUUUUA
This is a messenger RNA of Diuraphis noxia (Russian wheat aphid), 809 nucleotides long. RefSeq lists its product as uncharacterized. Lineage: Eukaryota; Metazoa; Arthropoda; Insecta; Hemiptera; Aphididae. The record is from RefSeq and is a predicted model, not a curated record.